This is a messenger RNA of Durio zibethinus, 1866 nucleotides long. RefSeq lists its product as uncharacterized. Lineage: Eukaryota; Viridiplantae; Streptophyta; Magnoliopsida; Malvales; Malvaceae. The record is from RefSeq and is a predicted model, not a curated record.
AUUGAAUCUCAAAUCUCAAACAUUUUUCUCAUUAAUCCCCUCCCAAAUCCCAAACUCUUAUAUAAAUACCCACAAAUUGUGUUUUUAGAUAAAGUUCAAUAAACUCAGGAGAAAAAAAAUAUGAAGACAGUUUUUACUUCCUACCAUUUCCAGUUUUCCAAAUCGCAUUACCUUCGUGUUUUCCCAUGUAACCUCCAUUCACAAUCUCAAUAUUUUUUUUGUUAAAAUCGUUCUCUUUUUUAUUUAUUGCUACAUAAGCAAGACUAUAAGUUUUUGAAGAGAAACCGCAAAAAAAUGGACCCUUGCCCUUUCGUACGACUUACCGUUGGCAAUCUGGCGUUGAAAAUUCCGGUUGCGUCUAAACCGGCGCGGUCCGUUGUUCACCCUUCUUCGUCGCCGUGUUUUUGUAAGAUUAAGCUUAAGAAUUUCCCUUUCCAAACCGCUGUCGUUCCCUACAUUCCGCCGCAGAAUCAGUUUGCUGACAACCAGCUACAAACCCUCGCCGCUACUUUCCACCUCAGCAAAGCCGAUAUCGAUAAACUCGCAGCGAAAUCGAUCUUUUCCGCCAAGCCUUGCCUCAAGAUCGCUAUCUACACUGGCCGGAGAGGCACCACUUGUGGGGUUAACUCGGGGCGUCUGUUAGGGAAAGUGUCGGUGCCGCUGGAUAUAGCGGGAACUGAAUCUAGGCCCUGCGUUUUCCACAAUGGCUGGAUUUUGGUUGGUAAAGAAGCUAAUAAAGGUUCCUCUGCUCAGUUUCACUUGAAUGUUAAAGCGGAACCCGACCCUAGAUUCGUUUUUGAGUUUGACGGCGAACCCGAGUGUAGUCCUCAAGUGUUUCAGAUCCAAGGAAAUAUCCGGCAACCCGUCUUCACUUGCAAGUUCAGUUUUAGAAAUACUGGUGACCGGAAUCAAAGAUCCAGGUCGUUACAGUCAGAGCCAAGUAGCUCUCGGAGUUGGUUAAGCUCGUUUGGCAGCGACAGGGAAAGGCUAGGGAAGGAACGAAAAGGAUGGUCAAUAACGGUCCACGACUUAUCCGGCUCACCUGUAGCCGCCGCUUCAAUGGUUACCCCCUUUGUGGCCUCACCAGGUUCGGACCGAGUCAGUCGUUCUAAUCCCGGCUCAUGGCUAAUUCUCCGUCCGGGAGAUGGCACCUGGAAACCCUGGGGCCGUCUCGAGGCUUGGCGGGAACGUGGCUCUUCUGAUGGACUUGGUUACCGUUUUGAACUAAUUCCUGAUAUGAGCACCGCGGCUAUUGUUCUAGCCGAGUCGACACUGAGUUCGGGUAAGGGAGGGAAGUUUGUUAUUGACCUGGGGGGCGGCAGCGGCAAUGGUGGUUCCAACGGGCGAGCGAUGAUGGGGAGUUCGACGUCUCCGGCGUGUAGUCCGAGGAGCAGCGGUGAUUUCGGGUACGGAUUAUGGCCGUUUUGCGUCUAUAGAGGGUUCGUAAUGUCGGCUCGCGUGGAAGGGGAAGGCAAGUGUAGCAAGCCUUGCGUGGAGAUGAGUGUGCAGCACGUGAACUGUACGGAGGAUGCAGCUGCUUUCGUGGCUUUAGCUGCUGCAGUUGAUUUGAGCAUGGAUGCUUGCAUUCUUUUCUCUCGGAGGUUAAGAAAAGAGCUCUGUAAUCACCAGGAUUUACUCGGCUGAUUCCAAUUUUCGUUACCCCCCACUCUCGUCGUUUUGUCGUUUUUUCCUGGUUAGUUUUUCCUGAGUGGAUGCGUUUUAGGAUCCAUCGUGGAAAGUGGGAGGUUUUUUAAUUUUUACUUUUUUUUUUUACCACUAACAGCCAAUCUAAACCUCUGUACAGUGAAGUGAAAGAAAGGGAAGGGGAGGUAGAUUGUUAGAUUAGACAGGCACGCUUUGUUUUUA